AUGAUUAAAGCUUUGGUCCUUCUCGCUGUGCUUUUUGACACCAGCCUUUGCCUUUCUGAGAAAGGCAGAAUGGAACUGGCAAAGCCUUUGAGGACACAUAAAGGCAUUGAUCUUGGAAAGCGCCAUGAACGACUGAGAAACCUGGGCCUAAAAAUGGGACUCAACUCUGCUGAAGUGAACAGCACUUCUACAGUGGACGGAACAGCAACAGCUCAGCGCAGAAUUCGAAGAUACUUUUUAGCUGUUGCCAAUCGACAAUAUAUUCGAACGGUUCUGAAGUACCUCCAGCAGCGCACAUGCCUCAAUUUCGUUGAGAGUGCUACAGCACCAGCUCGUAUAAAAGUGAUCAGCGGAUCCGGCUGUUAUUCCUUUGUUGGCUAUCUUGGAAGAGAGCAAGAGUUGUCAUUGGGGAGUGGCUGCAUAAUCGUUGGCACUGUGGCCCACGAGUUCACGCAUGCUCUUGGCUCCAUGCAUACGCAUAUGCGAAGCGACAGAGACAAAUAUGUCACGGUUGAUCUGACGAACGUGACGGAGAGCUAUAGAAACAACUUCGUCAAAUCAUCGAGUUCAAUCAAUAGCGUGCCAUACGAAUACGGUAGCGAUAUGCACUACCAAAGCAACGCCUUUUCGACAAGUGGUAAUUCAUUGAAACCUGCCCAGCCGAGGUUUCAACGCACUAUGGGU
Molecule: messenger RNA, 684 nt
Organism: Ostertagia ostertagi
Lineage: Eukaryota; Metazoa; Nematoda; Chromadorea; Rhabditida; Trichostrongylidae
Source: the annotation of a GenBank genome assembly